Zeugodacus cucurbitae (melon fly) is the source of this 2228-nucleotide messenger RNA. RefSeq names its product deoxyribodipyrimidine photo-lyase. The transcript is spliced from 3 exons. Bases 155 to 1738 code for a protein of 527 amino acids. Gene Ontology annotation, biological process: photoreactive repair. Gene Ontology annotation, molecular function: deoxyribodipyrimidine photo-lyase activity. The record is from RefSeq and is a predicted model, not a curated record. Lineage: Eukaryota; Metazoa; Arthropoda; Insecta; Diptera; Tephritidae.
UCGAUAACAAUUUUCGAUAUUGAAAACAACUUAUGUUUAUUCUCUAAAACAUAAUUGCAGAAAUUGCAACUCAAUAGUAAAUAAACAGAUUCUAUCAACAAGGAGGCAUUAAAACAAAACAUUUUUCUUUUUGAAUGUAACCAUUAAAACAGAAAUGAAGCGUGUUAAGAAUAAACCUAGUGUAAUAUCACAGGGAAAAAAGAAUAAAGUUAGUUCUUCCACUGCAAUUGAUACAGAUAAUGAUUCAAUUUCACAAGUUACUACUAACGAAAAGUCAGAAUCAAAUAUUUCAACACAAUCUUUACAACAACGCCGUUUAGAUACAGCAUCAAGCAUUGCCGAAUUUAAUUUUAACAAAAAACGAGUCCGCGUACUUAGUUCCGUCGAGGAGGUGCCCGAAUCGCGAGGCGGUGGCGUUUUGUAUUGGAUGUCGCGUGAUGUACGUGUUCAGGACAAUUGGGCAUUUUUAUACAGUCAACGUUUGGCUCUAAAACUUAAAUUACCACUAUUAGUUACUUUUUGUCUUGUACCAAAAUUCUUAAAUGCCACAUUGCGCCAAUAUAAGUUUCUAUUGGGCGGUUUGAAGGAAGUGGAGCGCGAAUGCGGUGAACUGAGUAUACCUUUACAUUUAUGUUUAGGAUCGCCUCAAGAGUGUUUACCAGAGUUAGUGAAUAACUGGAAAAUCAGCGCACUGGUGUGUGACUUUACACCACUUCGUGUGCCACAGCGGUGGGUGGAAGAAGUAAAGGGAAAGCUAUCCACUGAAGUUCCUUUUAUACAAGUCGAUGCACACAAUGUGGUGCCAUUAUGGGCAGCUUCCGACAAGCAAGAAUAUGGUGCGCGCACUAUACGUGGGAAAAUUAAUUCGAAACUAGGGGAGUUUCUUACAGAAUUUCCACCAGUUAUAAAACAUCCAUACAACAAGAAAAUAAUUGAAAACCAUGAAGCAAUAGAUUGGAAUACAGCUGAGGCAUCGUUACAAUGCGAUCGGUCAGUAGAUGACGUCGAGUGGGCUCAGCCAGGCUAUACAGCGGCUUGCGCACAAUUGGAAGGCUUUUGUACAAAACGUUUGCGGAUUUUCAAUGAGAAACGAAAUGACCCAACCAUAAAUGCCUUAUCCGGACUUUCACCAUGGUUUCAUUUUGGUCAGAUAUCCGUUCAACGCUGUGUUCUCGAAGUUAUGCGAUUUAAAUCGAAAUAUAAAGCAUCUGUGGAAGCAUUUUGUGAAGAAGCUAUAGUACGGCGUGAAUUGGCGGAUAAUUUCUGUUAUUACAACGAACAUUACGAUAGUUUAAAAGGCUUACAUGCGUGGGCAGCUAAAACGUUGGAAGAUCAUCGAAAAGAUAAACGCACGCCUUCUUAUACAUUGGCUGAGUUUGAGCAGGCUCGAACACAUGAUGAUCUGUGGAACGCAGCGCAGAUACAGUUGUUGCGAGAAGGUAAAAUGCAUGGUUUUCUGCGUAUGUAUUGGGCAAAAAAGAUUUUGGAAUGGUCGGCUACACCUGAAGUUGCUCUAGAAACUGCAAUAUUUUUGAAUGAUAAAUAUAGUUUGGAUGGAAUAGAUCCAAACGGCUAUGUUGGAUGUAUGUGGUCAAUUGGCGGAGUGCAUGAUCAAGGAUGGGCUGAACGACCAAUUUUUGGUAAAGUGCGAUACAUGAAUUAUAAAGGAUGUCAGCGAAAAUUUGAUGUUACGGCAUUUGUGGCACGUUAUGGUGGCAAAGUCUAUAAGCUUAAGUAAACGUGGUUUUAUGUAAGCGUAUGAAAGAGGAGAAUCUCACUGGAUGAUUACCUUCAUACAUAACAAAGUACCUUCAUUGUAACUAAAGGAAUGGUUGUUACUAAGUUUAUUACAAACCAAAAAGAAAACAAAUGUAACGGAACGGUAUUUUUGUACUCUAAUUAAUAUUAUAUGCAGUGUUAUGUAUUGUACAAUUAAAAUAUAUUACUGUAAAUACAGGAUUCAGGAAAUAGAUAUGUGAUUGUAUAUUUCGUUAUAUUAGCCAAUCAAUAUAUGUGCACUGGAUAAUUCUGUACAUUACACUCUAUUAAAUAAUAUUAAUUGCACACUUACCGGAAGUAGUUUCGUCGAAUCAGCAUACAUUACAAAUUUUUGAUAAACGUUAGUCUCACCCAUGUAAAAACUUUUUGAGGAACUUGUUGUGUAUAAUUACAAGGCGAAAAAACAAUUAACCAAAACACUAAUUAGAUGAAAGAUACCGAGUUUAUAA